CUUUUGCUAAAAAGAGAGAAACGCAAACGGGGAAAGCUAUCAAACUUCCAUCUACCAGCCAAAAACAAGUGAUCGAAUUGAUUAAUUUUGUUAAAGGGUCCCCUGCUUCCAGUCAAAUUGACCUGCAUUAACAACAAUUUCUAAUUUCUAUCAUCAUCAUUCAUCAUGAAACACAACCUUUAUAGCUUCCAACUACCUAGGAGGCCGGGAAACUAUUCACAAUAAGUAUUUGCUGUUUCAAUCUUGAAGAUUGCUUGACAAAUUUGUUCACAGCUUCCGUCAAAGUAUCAACCUUUUGAGCGGAUCACAACCCAGUUGACGAAUUUCCGCCGUGAACCCACUUUGAUAAUCCUCUGAUUUGGGUUUAAUUUGUGAAAAAAAUCCUUUCUUGCUGAGAAGAUUCUUGAUCUCAAUGGAUCCUAACCCCUCUUCUGCAUCCCUUACAAUCCCAAUUGUUUCCACUUUUGCUUCUCCUUUUGAUAAUUCACCAAGGGAAAAAGAUUCCACCAAAAAGCCUUUGAGUUUAUGGCCUGGGAUGUACCAUUCACCGGUCACAAAUGCUUUGUGGGAGACGAGGUCUAAAAUUUUUGAAAGAAUGCUAGACCCUCCACUUGAUGCUCCCCCACAAAGCGAAUUGCUUACUAGAACUCCUUCACACAGCCGGACUACCAUUCUGUAUAACUUUUCAACUGACUAUAUAUUGAGGGAGCAGUAUAGGGAUCCCUGGAAUGAGGUCAGAAUUGGGAAAUUGCUUGAAGAUCUUGAUGCACUUGCAGGAACUAUCUCUGUUAAGCAUUGCACUGAUGACGACAGCAUGACAAGGCCAUUGUUACUUGUGACUGCUUCUGUGGAUAAAAUGGUGCUUAAGAAGCCCAUUAGCGUAGAUGUUGAUUUGAAAAUCUCCGGAGCUGUUAUUUGGGUUGGAAACUCUUCUAUUGAGAUUCAAUUGGAAGUAACUCAGCUUACAGAUGGAAAAACUGAUGAUGCAGAAUCUGUGGCUCUGACAGCCAACUUCAUUUUUGUUGCCCGUGACUAUAAGACAAGGAAAGCUGCCCUAGUGAAUAGAUUAUCACCUGAAACAGAAAAGGAAAAAUUGCUCUACGAAGCAGCCGAAGCAAGACAUCAGCUUAGGAAAAGGAAAAAGGUGGUAGAUAGAAAGGAAAUUGAGAAUGGGGAAAUCCAUAGACUUGAGUCCUUAUUAUCUGAAGGGAGGAUCUUUUGCGACAUGCCUGCACUUGCUGAUCGCGAUAGCAUUCUUCUUAGAGACACACGCCUAGAGAACUCUUUGAUAUGUCAGCCUCAGCAACGGAACAUUCAUGGUCGGAUCUUUGGAGGCUUUCUGAUGCAUCGCGCAUUUGAAUUAGCAUUCUCAACAGCAUAUGCUUUUGCAGGCAUGAUGCCUUCCUUUUUGGAAGUUGAUCACGUUGACUUUCUAAGACCUGUGGAUGUCGGUGAUUUCCUGCGUUUCAUGUCUUGUGUUCUGUACACAGAAUCUCAUAACCCUGAUCAGCCAUUAAUCAACAUUGAAGUUGUUGCCCAUGUUACCAGGCCUGAGCUGAGGUCUAGUGAGGUAUAAUACAAUCAGUUUGGCAUCGUCUAUUUUGUUAUCUGAACCUAGUCGCCUAACCUAUGCAGCUGCAAUCUAUUGACAAAUAUUAGAAACAUUAAUGUCUUUAAAAGUGAUAAAUUCUUGGGUGAAUUUGUCUACUUGUGCAGAUUUCAAACAGGUUUUACUUCACAUUCACUGUUCGGCAGGAGGCAAAGGCGAACAAUGCAGUUAGAAUUAGAAAGGUGGUUCCAGCCACAGAGGAAGAAGCGCGCAGAAUCUUGGAGCGCAUGGAUGCUGAUGCCCUUUCUGCCUGAAAAAACGGAUAAAUUAAGGGACAUAGUUGGCUGACCCGAGUAGACGGUAGAGUAUUAAAUAGACAUGGAUGGAUCUUUAAGAACUUGGAUUCUUUCUUCCCUGAACGUUACUUGUUGUGUCAGAGUAUCAAGGGGACUGAGAAUAUGACCGUUGUCGUAAUUAAAGGGCAUGGGUAAAGUGUUUAUGCAAAACGCUUUCAAUUAUGUUGUUGGGGUAGAAAAGAAUAGCCUUUCCGAUGGAUUCUUAAUUCCGUUUUGAACACCAAAAAGCAAAAGCAAUCUAUAGCUAAUCAUCUUCAUCAUCAUUCUAUACUGGCUACUUUAUCCUGCUGCUCCACAAUGAUUUACUAGAUUACUACCAGUAUAGGAGCCGCCUUCUGUGUUGUGUGUAUGUACUAACCCAAGAC
Oldenlandia corymbosa var. corymbosa is the source of this 2270-nucleotide messenger RNA. NCBI's taxonomy places the organism in Eukaryota, Viridiplantae, Streptophyta, Magnoliopsida, Gentianales, Rubiaceae. The record is from the annotation of a GenBank genome assembly.